This is a messenger RNA of Opisthorchis viverrini, 777 nucleotides long. RefSeq lists its product as hypothetical. The record is from RefSeq and is a predicted model, not a curated record. Bases 1 to 777 code for a protein of 258 amino acids. The transcript has 3 exons. NCBI's taxonomy places the organism in Eukaryota, Metazoa, Platyhelminthes, Trematoda, Opisthorchiida, Opisthorchiidae.
AUGGAAGGUCUCCAAACCCCCGGCGUUCAAAUGGCCUGUGACGAAAAACUUGUCGACCUGGAAUAUGCAGACGAUAUCGUUCUCAUUUUCGGGGAGAACGCGCAGGUGUUUUUAGAUGAACUCAUCAAGGUCAUCCCUUUGGUAUCAUCCUUUGGUAUGCACUUUACACCCACAAAGUGUAAGGUCAUGUUCGGGGACGUGCGGUCACUGAACACGCCACUUACAAUCCAGGGAGAGGUAUUGGAAGUUGUGGAGCGUUUUACGUGUCUUGGAAGUUGUAUUAGUUCUGACUGUAGUGUGACAGAUGAGCAAACACACCCUGAUAGCGCAGACUCACUGCGAGUAAAACAUCAUUUCGGCACACACACUUACAUCUUGGAGGCAGCCUUAUCGAGGAAAGUGGCCUGUUUGUGGACUAGUAUACCUCGAACAGCUGUAACACCCUUCUGGUGGUGCCUGGCUGCCAUGUCACCCGAAGGAAGCACGAGGGCUGGGAUACUGUCAGGUUGCCCAAGCCUAGACAGGGGAAUUCGAGAGGCAGAGGUCGGGUUCGAACCACGGACUUGCCGGUCAGUAAAUUCACGCUCUGACCACUUGGGCCAUCUCGCCUCUGAACAGCUUGCGAAUUCUGGUUUGGUUUUCCAAAAGGAAACUGAAUGUGCUGCACCAGGCCGCCUCAUGAUUCAGCUGAUACGAUACUUGAGAUAUCAUGAUAGAUUGUGGGACGAUCAAGUAGAACAUAAGGUUGACGGAAACCCGGGGACUGUGCCUACCUGA